AACAACCACGAUGUGACGUGAUGCGGCUGGUCGUGUCCGCGCAGUGGGGCAUCGCGCGCAGCGUUUGCAAUGUCUCCAUUCCAGAGCCGCGGGUGUGGCUCCUGGCUUAAAUAGCGAUGGUGCUCCUGAUGACCCCUGAGAGUAACUUGCACCCUCUCGAAGUACUAUCAUUCGACAUUUCACCAUCUUACAGUUGCAUAGUUCGUCAUGAAUGUGUAUGCAAUCGGUGCCUCGCAGAAUGUCGGAUGUUACACCGCCGUUCGGCUCUUGGAGAGAGGGGCAACGGUAACAUUCCUUCUUCGGAGGCAUACAGUUUUUGAAGGAAACGAUACUAUGCAACACUUUAUACACUCAGGAAACGCUCGGCUCGUGCAGGGCGAUGCACUGAAGCUUGAGGACGUAGCACACGGUUGGGCAGAAUCCCAAGCCGCGAGCCCGGUAGGUGACGUGGACGUCGUCUUGUUCUCAGUUGGCGGCGCUCUGCAGAUCGACUGGCUCAGGGGCGGCAAGAUUCACCCGCAGAACCUCUGCUCCGCCUCGCUGCUCAACGUUCUGCGCACGCUCCCUUCGGCGCUGCGGGACCCCGCGCGGCAGCCGCGCUUCAUCGUAGUAAGCACGACGGGUGCGACGCGCUCCUCGCACGACCGGCUCCCGUUCGUGAUGCGCGUCUUCUACUGGUGGCUCCUCACCCAGCCGCACGUCGAUAAGUUCGCGCUCGAGCGUGUCCUCGCAUGGGCCGACGGCACGCACUGGGACGAUGACGGAUACCAUCCGGACAUCCUCCCUGUCGACUGGCAGCACGCUGAGGGCAUGCCAGAGCAAGGUUCCCUGAGGCGCGUGCUCGUCGUCCGCCCAGCGUUCUUGACGAACGGCCCCGCGAAGGGUGACACGCAGGGUCAGAGCCCGCUGUAUCAUAUCUGCGAGGACGACAAGGGUUCGGAGGGGUAUACGAUCUCGCGGCGUGACGUCGCACAUUUUAUCGUUGAGAAAGCGCUGGCGGAUUGGGAGAGGAAGAGGGUAAGCUUGGCUUAUUGAUCAGCUAGACCGUUAAAGUACGAUUUGUACUGUACCGCACAUCGCCCAGCAUAAUAUCAUGCAGCGCUGAUCUGUAUUGCUUCAUCUGUUAAACAAACGCGAUAACUCCCUGCUUUACAGCACUCCCUACAUUAAUUGCAUCCACGACCACGCGCAAUUAGCGCUAAAUCCUCUCGCAAGGUGUGCUGGUCAGUUCAAACACAGAAAAGACAACCAGGGCAAAUUACUCACAUCCUGCGUUCGACAAUUUAGUAGACACAUGGUAUUAUGCGGCAGGGCGUGCGCUUCGCCCAUGCAAACCACUCAUCCCCGAACUCAUUCAUGAGCGCCGAAUCUUCACUUGGCAUUCGCUGGAUAAACAUCAGAGAGAUGUGCGCCAUAAGCGCGAAUUGAGCCGCGCCCACAACAAAGCCGAGCGCAGUCCUCCAGAGCCCAAGUUCAGCGUAGAGCGAGCCAGGACCGAGCUGGCUGACCGCGACGCCGACCAUGUAGAUCCAGUAUCCGGUAUAGCCGGGAUGCCGGACAACGGAAUAUGGUCCGCUUGUCACGAGCUUGUGAUUCUUUCGGAUGGAAAUCUGGAAGGUGAAGUGGCGGCCGAGGUACUUGUAGCAGGUAGCUCGGACGAGGGCGCCAACAAUCAUCAUGAGCGUACCGAGCGCAAACGCGAAAGGCACGGGAAGCGGGUCGGCGGUCACGGACAGCCAGUCGCAAACUGGGUAUUGAUAAGCGACGAGCACCCCUGCAGCGGACAAGACGGCAAGGAAAUCGACCGCAUUGAUUGCAUAUGUAAUGAACUGCAGAG
This is a messenger RNA of Phanerochaete carnosa HHB-10118-sp, 1837 nucleotides long. RefSeq lists its product as uncharacterized. Lineage: Eukaryota; Fungi; Basidiomycota; Agaricomycetes; Polyporales; Phanerochaetaceae. The coding region runs from base 208 to 1035 and encodes 275 amino acids. The record is from RefSeq and is a predicted model, not a curated record. The transcript is spliced from 3 exons.